Messenger RNA from Chinchilla lanigera (long-tailed chinchilla), 6439 nucleotides. It is a transcript of the gene Prex1, whose product is annotated as phosphatidylinositol-3,4,5-trisphosphate-dependent Rac exchange factor 1. Gene Ontology annotation, biological process: intracellular signal transduction. Lineage: Eukaryota; Metazoa; Chordata; Mammalia; Rodentia; Chinchillidae. The record is from RefSeq and is a predicted model, not a curated record. Gene Ontology annotation, molecular function: protein binding; guanyl-nucleotide exchange factor activity.
AGCGGCGACGGGGCUGCGGACGGUGCCCAGACCGAUUCCCGGGCCCCCGGCGCCGCUGCGCCCAGCGCCGGUCCCGGGCCAUGCGCUGCCGCUCGGGAGUCCGAGCGCCAGCUGCGCCUCAGGCUCUGCGUCCUCAACGAGAUCCUGGGCACCGAGAGGGACUACGUGGGCACCUUGCGCUUCUUACAGUCGGCAUUCCUGCACCGCAUCCGGCAGAAUGUGGCGGACUCAGUGGAGAAGGGCCUCACGGAGGAGAAUGUCAAGAUCCUGUUCUCAAACAUUGAAGACAUCCUGGAGGUUCACAAGGAUUUCCUGGCUGCCCUGGAAUAUUGUCUGCAUCCGGAGCCUCAGUCUCAGCAUGAACUCGGGAAUGUUUUCUUGAAAUUCAAGGACAAGUUCUGCGUGUAUGAGGAAUACUGCAGCAACCACGAGAAGGCCCUGAGGCUGCUGGUGGAGCUCAACAAGAUCCCCACGGUGCGCGCCUUCCUUUUGAGCUGCAUGCUUUUGGGAGGCCGGAAGACCACAGACAUCCCGCUGGAGGGCUACCUGCUGUCUCCCAUCCAGCGGAUUUGCAAGUACCCGCUCCUGCUCAAGGAGCUGGCCAAGAGGACGCCCGGCAAGCACCCAGACCACCCUGCGGUCCAGAGCGCGCUGCAGGCCAUGAAGACGGUGUGCUCCAACAUCAACGAGACCAAGCGGCAGAUGGAGAAGCUGGAAGCCCUGGAGCAGCUGCAGUCUCACAUCGAGGGCUGGGAGGGCUCCAACCUCACGGACAUCUGCACCCAGCUCCUCCUGCAGGGAACCUUGCUGAAAAUCUCUGCAGGCAACAUUCAAGAGCGGGCCUUCUUCCUCUUCGACAAUCUCCUCGUCUACUGCAAGCGGAAGUCCAGGGUCACUGGGAGCAAGAAAUCCACCAAGAGGACCAAAUCCAUCAAUGGCUCCCUCUACAUCUUCAGGGGCCGAAUCAACACUGAAGUCAUGGAGGUGGAAAAUGUGGAGGAUGGGACAGCCGAUUACCACAGCAAUGGCUACACUGUCACCAACGGCUGGAAGAUCCACAACACGGCUAAGAAUAAGUGGUUCGUCUGCAUGGCCAAGACGGCAGAGGAGAAGCAGAAGUGGCUGGAUGCCAUCAUCCGAGAGCGGGAGCAGCGUGAGAGUCUGAAGCUGGGCAUGGAGCGCGAUGCCUAUGUCAUGAUUGCAGAGAAGGGUGAGAAGCUCUACCACCUGAUGAUGAGCAAAAAGGUGAAUCUGAUCAAGGACCGCCGGAGAAAGCUGAGCACGGUGCCCAAGUGCUUCCUCGGCAAUGAGUUUGUGGCCUGGCUCCUGGAAAUUGGUGAAAUCAGCAAGACGGAGGAAGGGGUCAACCUGGGCCAGGCGCUGCUGGAGAACGGCAUCAUCCAUCACGUGUCCGACAAGCACCAGUUCAAGAACGAGCAGGUGAUGUACCGCUUCCGCUACGACGACGGCACCUAUAAGGCCCGGAGCGAGCUGGAGGACAUCAUGUCCAAGGGUGUGAGGCUUUACUGCCGUCUCCACAGCCUGUAUACCCCGGUCAUCAAGGACCGUGACCACCACCUGAAGACCUACAAGUCUGUGCUGCCCGGGAGCAAGCUGGUGGACUGGCUGCUGGCCCAGGGAGACUGCCAGACGCGGGAGGAGGCGGUGGCGCUCGGCGUGGGUCUGUGCAACAACGGCUUCCUGCACCACGUGCUGGAGAAGAGCGAGUUCAAGGAUGAGUCCCAGUACUUCCGCUUCCACGCUGAUGAGGAGAUGGAGGGGACCAGCAGCAAGAACAAACAGCUUCGUAAUGACUUCAAGCUGGUGGAGAACAUCCUGGCCAAGCGGCUGCUGAUCCUGCCGCAGGAGGAGGACUACGGCUUCGACAUCGAGGAGAAGAACAAGGCUGUGGUGGUCAAGUCCGUGCAGCGGGGCUCGCUGGCUGAGAUGGCCGGCCUGCAGGUGGGCAGGAAGAUCUACUCCAUCAACGAGGACCUGGUGUUCCUGAGGCCCUUCUCAGAGGUGGAGUCCAUCCUCAACCAGUCCUUCUGCUCCCGCCGCCCGCUGCGCCUCCUGGUGGCCACCAAGGCCAAAGAGACAAUCAAAGUCCCCGAUCACCCAGAGGCCCUGUGCUUCCAGAUCCGUGGAGCUUCCCCACCCUUCGUCUAUGCUGUAGGGAGAGGCUCGGAGGCCAUGGCUGCCGGGCUGUGUGCCGGUCAGUGUGUCCUGAAGGUCAACGGCAACAACGUGAUGAACAACGGUGCCCUCGAGGUCCUGGAGCACUUCCAGGCCUUCCGGAGCCGCCGAGAGGAGGCCCUGGGCCUGUACCAGUGGGUCUACCACUCCCACGAGGAUGCCCAGCAGGCACGAGCCAGUCAGGAGGUGCCCAGCGAGGAUCCCAGCGGUGACGGGGCCCAGGAGGAAGAUCAGCCCGAUGCAGCCUUGCCACUGCUGUCCCUGGGGCCCCAGCUGAGCCUGCGCGAGGACAGCCCCAUGGUCAGCCUGACGGUGGACAACGUGUACCUGGAGCACGGUGUGGUGUACGAGUACGCGAGCACGGCGGGCGUCCGCUGCCACGUGCUGGAGAAGAUCGUGGAGCCCCGGGGCUGCUUCGGCCUCACUGCCAAGAUCCUUGAGGCCUUUGCCGCCGAUGACAGUACCUUCGUGCAGAACUGCAGGCGACUCAUGGCCGCAAGCGCCCGCGUGGAGACCACAGCCCACAAGUUCCUCAGCGCCUGCGACUCCAAGCUGGAAAGCAUCAGCCAGAGGGUCACCCGCUACCGCCAGUUUGCAGCCCAGCUGAGGGGUAGGGUCAGCCCAGCCUUCAAGCAGGCCACCCUGGAGCCCCACCCACUAUGCGGCCUGGACUUCUGCCCCACCAACUGCCACGUCAACCUCAUGGAAGUGUCCUACCCCAAGACCACGCCCUCCAUCGGCAGGUCCUUCAGCAUCCGCUUCGGCCGUAAGCCCUCCCUCAUCGGCCUCGACCCAGAGCAAGGCCACCUGAGCCCCAUGUCCUAUACCCAGCACUGCAUCACCACCAUGGCUGCUCCCUCCUGGAAGUGUCUGCCUGCCGAUGGAGACCCCCAAGGCCAGGCUGUCAGUGACAGCAGCUCAGGGCCGGCCAAUGGGGUCCUCAGCCAGGAAGACCGGGGCCUGAGCUUCCUGCUCAAGCAGGAGGACCGAGAGAUCCAGGAUGCCUACCUGCAGCUUUUCACCAAGCUGGACGUGGCCCUGAAGGAGAUGAAGCAGUACGUCACCCAGAUUAACAGGCUGCUGUCCACCAUCACCGAGCCCACCUCAGCCGGGCCCUGUGACCCGCCCUUGCCCGAGGAGGCCUCCUCCCCACCGCUGGUCAGCGAGGAGAGCGAGAUGGACAGGGCUGACCAUGGGGGCAUCAAGAAAGUGUGCUUCAAGGUGUCCGAGGAGGACCAGGAGGACUCAGGCCACGACACCAUGAGCUACCGUGACUCCUACAGCGAGUGUAACAGCAACCGGGACUCGGUCCUGUCCUACACCAGCGUGAGAAGCAACAGCUCCUAUCUGGGCAGCGACGAGAUGGGGUCCGGGGACGAGCUGCCCUGUGACAUGCGCAUCCCUUCGGACAAGCAGGACAAGCUUCACGGCUGCCUGGAGCAUCUCUUUAACCAGGUGGACUCCAUCAACGCGCUGCUCAAGGGGCCUGUCAUGAGCCGGGCGUUUGAAGAGACCAAGCACUUCCCCAUGGAGCACAGCUUACAAGAGUUCAAACAGAAGGAAGAGUGUACCAUUCGUGGCCGGAGCUUGAUCCAGAUCAGCAUCCAGGAGGAUCCCUGGAACCUCCCCAACUCCAUCAAGACCCUCGUGGACAACAUCCAGCGAUACGUGGAAGAUGGAAAGAACCAGCUGCUCCUGGCCCUGCUCAAGUGCACAGACGCCGAGCUGCAGCCGCGCCGGGACGCCAUCUUCUGCCAGGCCCUGGUGGCCGCCGUGUGCACCUUCUCGGAGCAGCUGCUGGCCGCCCUCAGCUACCGCUACAACAAUAACGGCGAGUACGAGGAGAGCAGCCGCGACGCCAGCCGCAAGUGGCUGGAGCAGGUGGCGGCCACGGGCGUCCUGCUGCACUGCCAGUCCCUGCUCUCGCCAGCUGCCCUGAAAGAGGAACGGACCAUGCUGGAGGACAUCUGGGUGACCCUGUCGGAGCUGGACAAUGUCACUUUCUCCUUUAAGCAGCUGGACGAGAACUACGUGGCCAACACCAACGUCUUCUACCACAUCGAGGGCAGCCGGCAGGCGCUGAAAGUGGUCUUCUACCUGGACAGCUACCACUUCUCCAAGCUGCCGUCCCGCCUGGAGAGUGGGGCCAGCCUCCGCCUGCACACUGUGCUCUUCACGAAAGCUCUGGAGAGUGUGGAAGGGCCGCCCCUUCCAGGCAGCCAGACGGCGGAGGACCUGCAGCAGGAGAUCAACACGCAGUCCCUGGAGAAGGUCCAGCAGUACUACCGCAAGCUCAGGGCAUUUUACCUGGAACGGUCUAACCUGCCCACGGACUCCAGCACCACUGCAGUGAAGAUAGACCAGCUCAUACGCCCCAUCAACGCCUUGGAUGAGCUGUGCCGCCUCAUGAAGUCCUUCGUUCACCCCAAACCUGGUGCGGCUGGGAGCCUGGGAGCAGGCCUCGUCCCUGUGUCCUCAGAGCUCUGCUACCGCCUGGGGGCCUGCCAGAUUGCCAUGUGCGGCACAGGCAUGCAGAGGAGCACCCUGAGUGUGUCCCUGGAGCAGGCGGCCAUCCUGGCGCGGAGCCACGGGCUGCUGCCCAAGUGCAUCAUGCAGGCCACGGACAUCAUGCGGAAGCAGGGCCCCAGGGUGGAGAUUCUGGCCAAAAACCUCCGAGUGAAGGAUCAGAUGCCCCAGGGUGCACCUCGGCUCUACCGCCUGUGCCAGCCUCCUGUGGACGGCGACCUCUGACCACAGACAGACGCACUGUGCCGCGUGUGGGAUGUGGGAGGACACAGUGGAGCCAUGCUCUCCGGCAGAGCCUCCUGCAGCUUUGGCGCUGGCCGCUCCUGCCCGGGUGUGCCUGGCCUCUUCCACUGCCUCCUUCGAGGAUGCACCCGUGACCCUGCGCUCUCACGACUGGCUCAUCUGCCCGGGUGGCACGACCUCCAUCCUCCCGCCAGAAGCCCGAGGGGUCCAGGGACCCAGAGCUCAUGGGUGCGGUGAAGGCCUGGACUUCAGCCUGGCAGGUCCCACAGGGGACAGAGAGGAGGUCAUGGGGCGCACCUGCACUUUCGAAACCCCCAGGUCCACAUUCCAGGAGGCCACGCUCGUCUCCCCGUCCUUAGCUUCCAGACGCACCAGCCCUGCACGGACCCACUCGGCAGACACGGGGAGGCUGGGGCGUUGGCAGGAGAGACGGAGGCAUAGGGCCCGGCACCGCGCCCACGCCAGGCCCCAGCGUCGCUCACUGCCAGCCCUGGGCACAAGAUUUGCUCUGACUUUAUUUAUAUGGCGUGACAUCUCUGCGGUUUAUAUUUUGGGGUUUUUUUUUGUUGUUGUUGUUGAGAUUUUUUUCUAAGGUUGUAUGAUUAUAUAUUUGACAUUUUAAAUUUCAGAGAGAGGUAUAUUGUCUAACAGGACCAACAUAACGUAGUAUUGACAACUUUACCCAGUUCUACUAAAAAAAAAAAGAAAAAAAAGAAAAAAAAAAAGAAAAAGAACUAAAUUAUUGAAAAAUUUUAAAAUGUUGGUAUUUCCUCUUUUUUAAUAUUAGGGUCAUACAGUGCCCCUCACAGGUGUUGACUCCUUCCUUCUCUGCCCACCCCUCGGUCUCCAGCACUUGUGCGGGUUCAAGACUUCGCUCUGGACAGUGGCAGGAAGGGUUUGAGAGGUGGUCUGGCCAAGGCUGGGGACCAGGGGUGCUGAGCCUCUUGCCUGAAAAGCGUCACGUGCAGGUCAGGGCCCUGGGACGCCCAGUGGUGGUGGACUUUGUAAUUUAUUUUUUUGAUGUUAACUUUGCAGAGCAGGGCAUUUGGGGCACCUCAGUCAAAGAGAGAGACAGGCAGUGGCCCUGCCCUCCUGGGCAGAGGGACCCCUCUUCACUUUGUUCCCCAGCCUCUACAUCUCCAGGGAAGGGUGGCAGAGGAGGAAGGCAAAGGAUGUCUGGUCACUCAGGCUGGCUGGGGACAUGGAUGUGGGACUCCUGCUGAGGUAUCUUGGUCCCUUCGGACCCCAGGAUCCCCUGUCGCCACCACACACAAGAUUGUAAGAGGCGGCUUUGUCGCUGUUUCUUGCUGUGGUUAGAAAACCAAGGACCCACUUUAGCCCUGCCAAGGGACACGGAGAAGGGCCCUGAGGGCCAGGGUGCCGUGCACUGGUUUACUUUAAAGUGUACAGAUUCUUCUCGUUAAAUACAUGAUAGAUUUUUAUUAUUAUUAAAGUCAGUUUAUAAUACAAAGAA